Messenger RNA from Caenorhabditis elegans, 281 nucleotides. RefSeq names its product Cytochrome b-c1 complex subunit 10 (gene ucr-11). Lineage: Eukaryota; Metazoa; Nematoda; Chromadorea; Rhabditida; Rhabditidae. Gene Ontology annotation, biological process: mitochondrial electron transport, ubiquinol to cytochrome c. The transcript is spliced from 2 exons. The coding region runs from base 9 to 179 and encodes 56 amino acids. The record is from RefSeq and is marked reviewed.
GUUGAAUCAUGCUGUACAUGAAGCCAGCUCGUUUCGUGAAGAACGCCUUCACCAACCCUAAUUACUUCAAGUCGUAUGGAGCAUACGGAGGAUCCGCUUUCCUUUUGGCCAUCUACUUCUGUGAAUGGAAAACCGUCGGACAGUACAUCCCACUCUGGAACAAGCGUUACGUCGAAUAGAUUAAAUCCUCAACACCUAUUCCGAUCGUUGAUUGACUUUUUUAGAAUUAUGAAGAUGUUUAUCUUCUAGAAUCUUUUUGCUCGGAUAAACUUUCUAUUAUU